Caenorhabditis briggsae is the source of this 507-nucleotide messenger RNA. Lineage: Eukaryota; Metazoa; Nematoda; Chromadorea; Rhabditida; Rhabditidae. The transcript has 4 exons. The coding region runs from base 1 to 507 and encodes 168 amino acids. The record is from RefSeq and is a predicted model, not a curated record.
AUGAAUAACGGGCAAUCUUCCACUUCGAAUGGCUUAGACCCCGAAAGGGUUAAAGAAGAAUUGGAAUCUGUGGAAUUGGACGAAGAAGAAGAAGAAGAAGAAGAAGAAGAAGAGAUAUCGUCGACAACCGCUCAGAGGCUCUUUCAGGAUGUCAUGACGGAUAUCAACGUGGAAAUGGCUGAGCUUCAGCAUGAGAUUGAGCUCUUCACUCCAGAGGAGCAAGCCUGGAUCAAUGACCAGGCCGUGAUCAAUCUCAAGGACGUUCAGAAGACCGUGGCAUUCGCUCGUCGGAAGGAUAUGGAGCAUACCACGAAGUACCAGAAGAUGCUUCUGGAGCAGAAGCGCAAGGCUCUGAAGACGUUCAAGAAGCGCCUCGAGCAGAACACGAGAUACAACCCGGGAAGAGUUGCGAAGAGUCGUGCCGCGGAGACCACAUAUCCCAGUGACGAUGAGAUCGAAGUGCUCCACGAGAAAGUGGUGAAGAAGAAGAAGAGCAAGAAGAAGUGA